Messenger RNA from Phaedon cochleariae (mustard beetle), 1223 nucleotides. NCBI's taxonomy places the organism in Eukaryota, Metazoa, Arthropoda, Insecta, Coleoptera, Chrysomelidae. The record is from the annotation of a GenBank genome assembly.
CAAGACAAGCCACAAGGUUGAGAGUUGACCUUAGAUGAACAUGUUAUGAAGGAAAUACCACUUUGUUUCCCAUGGUCAAGAUUGAGGUCCAAUAAUAUCGGAAAAAGAUGUCGAACAGUUUGUGUUUGCUGUAGUUGCAAGUUAAUUUACAGAAGGAUUGAUUCUGGGACAUGUCAAGAAUUGAAAAUAUGGAAAUUAUCUCUAACAAUGGGCAACCAGAGAAGAUUCACAUUCAGCUAAACCAUUUCAAACAAAAGUCCAAUUGGGAUUGUGGAGUAUCAUGUGUCCUUAUGGUACUCAAUCGAACACAACGACAAGAAUUUCUGAAGAAUUUUAUGCAAAUUUGCAACAAUGAGGGAUUUAAUAAAAGCACUUGGACAAUUGAUCUCUGUUAUUUAUUGAAGAAAUUCGACGUACGACAUAUAUUUUAUACUAUUACUUUAGGGGUCCAUGAAGGAUAUAGAGGAAAUAGUUUUUAUCACAAAGUUUUAACAAAAGAUGAAAAUCGGAUUACUACAAGGUUCAAAAUAGCAGAAAAUUCGGGUAUAUUUAUAAGAAACUCUUCUCUAUCUAUAACAGAGGUUAUGGAACAUCUAGUCAAUGGACCUGUUAUAGUUUUAACAAAUGCGAAACAUUUAUGCUGUGAUAUUUGCAAACUAAAUAAGAUUUCUAGUGAGUUUAGAAAAUGCAUUCCAUGGCCAGUAACUUAUCAGGGCCAUUAUAUAGUUUUAUGUGGAUAUGAUAUCAAUUCCAGGAAGGUGUUUUACCGAAACCCCUCUUUUGGAGACCAUGUAUGUACUAUGUCCAUGACGAUGUUUGACCAAGCGAGAAAGAGUUAUGGAACUGAUGAAGACAUCAUAUUGAUUUAUAAAUGAUGAGAGUACCUAUACAUAUUAUCUAGAUCUAGGUAAUUUUUCAGUGGAAAGUACCAGUGUUCAGGUUCUCCUUGCCAAAAAAGAACUUAUGAUGAAGUAGGUAGGUAUAGAGGGUAGAAUACUGCAUAUACCUAAACUUUUGUAUUUGAAGACGUUCCUACAAGUGUAUAGGUAUAGGUAUACCUACAACUGCCAUGAAGAAUAGAAUAAAAUUUGUAGGUAUCAAGUACCUACUUAUUUUUGUCAAGAAAUUUUCUUUUUAUUAUUCCAUGCACAAACCAUUCAACUUUGAAGAAUAAAAGAAAUGUAUAAAAUAAAGAAAUUAUAAAUAAUAAUGUAGACUAUUAA